CACCGUGGACUUCCCCGACAGAGAUGUGACCUGGACGCUCGCGCCAUGACCGCCACCUGGACGCUGCUGGCGGUUCUGGCUGCGCUGCGCGGUUCCGAGUCCAGGUGCUCGUCCACGUCCUACUACAAGAGCUGCUGGAUCCGCAGAUUCCCGGGCGUCUUCAUCGACACGGAGGAGUCUGUGCGCAGAGGAGCGCAGCUGCUGAAGGUGUAUCUGGAGGAGACGGCGCUGCAGUGCAGCCGCACCUGCUGCCUGACCCGCAACUUUUCCUGUAACCUGGCCAUCUUCCACUACGACACCAGCCAGCACAACUGCUUCCACCUGCACUGUCCGACGCUGGAGAGCUGCAUCCUCAGCCAGAGGGGCAACGUGGUGCUCUACAACGUCACCAAAGGUGUGGAUCCGGACCUGCUGGUGUUCGGGAAGUACUUCACCUCCAACGUCCGAGUGCUGCCGCACCUCUUCACCCGGGUCAACGCCUCGGAGCAGCUGCCGCCUGACAAGCGUCAGUUCCUGUACCCGCCACAGGGAGGCACCUUUGCUCUGACCCAUGCGCCCACCCGCAGGUCCUGGACCACCGUGAGGAGGUCAGUGAGCACCGUCACGCCACGGUCACCCUCUCCUCCUCCAGGAGACCUGUGGAUCCCUCCGUCCUCCACUGUUGCUUCAGAAGUCCAGUCCUCCUCAGCGACCCAAACCUCUCCUGCGACGCCGUCUCCCACCACUGCUCCUGCGUCCACCUCUGCCCACCUGCUGACCAACCACACCGUGGGAGGUCUGAGUGGAGUCCGCCCGGAGGCCGGCAGCCACGGCCCGGGGAUGACCUCGGGGUGGGAUGCCACCACACGCACCCUGCUGGUCACUGUCAUCCUCACCAUGGGAGUCACCCUGAGCUGCUGCUGCUCCUUCCUGCUAGUGGUCAGGUGGAGGGGGCAGAGGAGGAGGGCCGGCCGCUAUCGGACCUCCCGCCGAGGCGAGCCAGGAUCCAUGCGUCUGAUCAAGUAUGUUCUGGUGCGCGAGAACCCGUGAGGAACCGAGGCAAAACUCCCGCGAGCAAGGCGUGAACAGGUGCAAACCCCAGCAGCUCCGCUUCCGCUUUUAUUUUUCUAUCAAAGACGA
Synchiropus splendidus (mandarinfish) is the source of this 1119-nucleotide messenger RNA. Its product is annotated as MANSC domain-containing protein 4-like. Lineage: Eukaryota; Metazoa; Chordata; Actinopteri; Syngnathiformes; Callionymidae. The transcript is spliced from 3 exons. The record is from RefSeq and is a predicted model, not a curated record. The coding region runs from base 46 to 1029 and encodes 327 amino acids.